ACUGCUGCUGUGUAGCUGCGCUUACCAGCACUUCGAUUUUUUUUUCCUAAUUUUUAAUUGAUUUAAGACCAAGUCAUCGCCCAUAAGCACUGAUAAGAAAUUGGUCGCACCUUGCAACGCCUUUAUAAAUAGCGUGUUGGCUGUAGUGUUCGGAGCAGACCGUCAUGAGUGUUAUUCCAGAGCAAAGCAUUCCUGUGCAGAAAAAGGCCCUGCAUGUGCCGCCACUGCUGGAGGUCCAGGAUGUUCUCCAAAGUGGACUGACGGCCCACUUUGCAGAGGUCCAGGUGAGGACCGUAAACUGCCCUGAUUUGCGCCAGAAGCCUUUCGAUCUUGCUUGCGAAGGCCUGGGAGGCAACGCGCGUCUUUUGGACGUCGGUGGCCCUCCGUACCUGCUUCCCUUGGUGCAGCGGGCCAAACUGUACGACAUGACCUACUUUGGGUCUCUCUCUGAAAUGCCAGGUCGCUCGUUUCUGAUCGGAGCCGGCGCCGGGCCCUGGCCGCGCUACACCGUUAACUGCGAGAUGAUCGCCAACUUGCUGGUCGAAAACAAAGUGGCAACCGUCAAUAAAACUUGGACUGCUAGGGUCAACACCACGGAUGGAAGUUGCAUCGCAGAGCAAGUCCCGGCGGCUGAGUCCCGAAAUGCUCUUUUGGGAAAUUUCUAUUGCUCUGAAGGAAAUCCUGGGCAGGUGAUUGAAAUCGACUGCAAAAACCGAAUCGGCGCCAUUGAUUUUGCUGCCAGCAUCCGCGAUGUUUUGAAAAACAAGUAUGGAGACCUGCCAGUCGGCAUGGGUGGAGUUUUUGUUCUACAGGCUGGAAAAGCAAAACAACACGUGAUGCCAGACUUCUCGUCUACCCCUCUCGAAACCGACGAGGAUGUGGACAAUUGGCUCAAGUUUUACGACAUGUCGGCGCCGUUGAUCGCCGUUGGUACGCUAAUGUCCACUGAUCCGGGUUUGGACCUGCGCAUCCAGCACUUCCACAGCUUCAGCGACCACGGCGAGGCAGGGCAUUAUCACAUUGACACCGAUCCGGUGAACGCUCAUUAUCUGGCCUAUCUCGGACUGGCAGACUAUAUUUACCGACUGGACAGACCUCCCGUCACCCACCAAAUCGGAAGGGACUGAAAAUCAAAAAAAUGCUUAUAAUAUAUCGUGCCAUAAAUAAAUUGUUUUUCUAUUUUCUCUAUUAA
Molecule: messenger RNA, 1192 nt
Organism: Cloeon dipterum
Lineage: Eukaryota; Metazoa; Arthropoda; Insecta; Ephemeroptera; Baetidae
Product: ester hydrolase C11orf54 homolog
Exons: 7
Coding region: 165-1127 (320 amino acids)
Cellular component (GO): nucleus
Molecular function (GO): zinc ion binding; hydrolase activity, acting on ester bonds
Source: RefSeq, a predicted model, not a curated record